Molecule: messenger RNA, 1350 nt
Organism: Penicillium riverlandense
Lineage: Eukaryota; Fungi; Ascomycota; Eurotiomycetes; Eurotiales; Aspergillaceae
Exons: 2
Coding region: 1-1350 (449 amino acids)
Source: RefSeq, a predicted model, not a curated record
AUGUGCUCGAUAUACACCCAAGAUCUCAUCGAGAAAAGUAAUCUCAGGGUCAUUCUUCUCUGCGGUCAGAUGGCAGAAGACGUGGUCCUUACGGAUGAUGAUCAGACACGAGCCCUCAGUCUCAACAUCCGGGGUCUAGACUUCCGACUCUGGAUAAGGCCCAAGGACAAUGCUAUCGAGCGUCUAUUUGUGAGGUCGCCUGCCCCUCUUGUUGAACUCUGGUCGUGCAAAGGCCAGGCAGCUCAGAGGAUCAACGCAUUAUUCCAAUUUGUUGCAGCCGUGACAAAUGCCAAGCUUUUCCCAGCAUUCUUUGAAAGCGCUCUCACGGUGGAGUUGAUCGUCCGCGGAUGGGACGAUGAGAGAGCUAAAAGAAUCGAGCCAUUAACACCGCAGCUGGACAUGAUCAAUCCGAUUCUCAGGAUCUGGCUAGAAAAGCUAGGGUUCACCAAAGAUGAUGACAUUCAGCGUCUCGCGGAAUGUUGCAAAGACACCGAAUGUUGUGCUGGAUCAUUGAGAUAUGGGUUGCUUGUGCUCUCUAAAGUCCUUCCAAGGCGACAAAGACUAGGCACCGGACGGAUCCCACCGUCUCAUACAAGACGCAGAGGCGUCAUCGGCGCAAAGGCUCUUGACAUGGUCCGGUCAUUGCUCUCAGAUGUUCAACGCCAGGACUACAGCCUAUCCAGCAAAGCGACGCCUCCUCAUACCAAUGCCUCACAUCCUGGUUCACUGCCAGAGGGAAUAGAUUCUGUGGACGAUAGCGCAGUGCUUGAAGCAAUUCAUUGCGGAAGCGCUAUUAUCGAAGAAUUUAAUCCCGAGGAAGAGCAAAACGUGCUAAUUGGUCGUCGAUUUGAAGAUUCACAGACCCUACGGAAGAGGAGAGAGGUGGACACGAUGGCUUUCCGAAAACACUUGAGGCUUUUGACUGGAUACUCUUACAAAGGCAACGAAACGAAGAAAGGGAGUGACAGUUCCUACCAGUUUCAACGUCCAUCAUUUGGUGAAAGACAUCCCAAUUCAUAUACUCUGGAAGGCACCGAAGAUGACCCAGGAAUACGGUUUGCCCUUCGGAUCACUCUUCUCGGUGAGGAUGGAGAAGAAUACUUUACGCAGUAUGCAAAAAGUUCCUCAUGGCAAGCGAUCGCGAUCGCAAACUCCUUUGUUGAUGGGCUGUCUGGUGACACCCUCGAAGAGAUCUGCCGCCGGAGAAGACGAUUUGGUUUCAUUGACAAAAGGCUUCAGAACAUACCCCCAGAAUUGAAACUUUUCGUCAAUGGAGCUUACCGAUAUGACGAUGGGACUAUAGUAACAUUCAAGGGUCAUUCACGAAAGACCAUUGGCGGAAGUUGCUGA